This is a messenger RNA of Sarcophilus harrisii (Tasmanian devil), 2019 nucleotides long. It is a transcript of the gene SHMT2, whose product is annotated as serine hydroxymethyltransferase 2. Gene Ontology annotation, biological process: protein homotetramerization; tetrahydrofolate interconversion; response to type I interferon. The transcript has 12 exons. The record is from RefSeq and is a predicted model, not a curated record. The coding region runs from base 115 to 1629 and encodes 504 amino acids. Gene Ontology annotation, cellular component: mitochondrial inner membrane; cytosol; mitochondrial matrix. Lineage: Eukaryota; Metazoa; Chordata; Mammalia; Dasyuromorphia; Dasyuridae. Gene Ontology annotation, molecular function: protein homodimerization activity; glycine hydroxymethyltransferase activity; mRNA 5'-UTR binding.
CGCCUUCUAGCCGGGAGGCAGUCUGUGUAUGGCGCAUGCGCUCCUGCGUCCCCCUCCUUCCGAGCUGCUGGGGGCCCGGGUUCUCUGCAGUACGGUCCGAGUCUCGGAACCGCGAUGUUGCCUUUCCCUUUGCUUCGUGCAUUCCGGCCCCUCCGGAGAUGCAGCCCGCGCUUCCAGGUGGCUCUUCGGGCCCAGCAUGGAGAGGCAGCCCAGGCCCAGGCUGGCGAGGCCGCCCGAGGCUGGACGGGCCAGGAGAGCCUGUCCGACAGUGACCCCGAGAUGUGGGAGCUCCUGCAAAAGGAGAAGGACCGACAGUGCCGCGGCCUGGAGCUCAUCGCCUCCGAGAACUUCUGUAGCCGAGCAGCCCUGGAGGCUUUGGGUUCCUGUCUGAACAACAAAUAUUCAGAGGGCUACCCUGGCAAGAGGUACUAUGGUGGAGCAGAGAUUGUUGAUGAAAUUGAACUCUUAUGCCAGCGACGUGCCUUAGAGGCUUUUGACCUCGACCCUGACAGAUGGGGAGUCAAUGUCCAGCCAUAUUCAGGGUCUCCAGCCAAUCUGGCUGCUUAUACAGCUCUCCUGCAGCCCCAUGACAGGAUCAUGGGAUUGGAUCUGCCUGACGGAGGCCACCUUACUCAUGGCUACAUGACCAGUGCCAAGCGAAUUUCUGCCACAUCCAUCUUCUUUGAGUCAAUGCCAUAUAAACUGAAUCCUUCUACUGGCCUCAUUGACUAUGACCAGUUGGCCAUUACUGCCCGACUGUUCCGGCCACGUGUUAUCAUUGCGGGCACCAGUGCCUAUGCUCGCCUUAUUGAUUACGCCCGAAUGAAACAGGUGUGUGAUGAGAUCAAAGCCCAUCUUCUGGCCGACAUGGCACACAUCAGUGGCCUGGUGGCCGCCAAGGUCGUUCCUUCGCCUUUUGACCACGCAGAUAUCGUCACAACCACCACCCACAAGACCUUGCGUGGGGCCAGGUCAGGACUCAUUUUUUAUCGUAAAGGGGUACAAUCUGUGGACCCCAAAACUGGGCGAGAGAUCCCCUACAUGUUUGAGGACCGAAUCAACUUUGCCGUGUUCCCCUCCCUGCAGGGUGGGCCCCACAACCAUGCUAUCGCAGCUGUAGCUGUGGCUCUCAAGCAGGUCAAUACCCCCAUGUUCAAGGAAUACUCUAAGCAGGUCCUUCGGAAUGCCCGAGCCAUGGCUGAUGCACUUCUCCAGAGGGGUUACUCCUUGGUGUCUGGCGGCACUGAUAAUCACUUAGUUCUCGUCGACCUUCGGCCCAAAGGGCUGGAUGGAGCUAGGGCUGAGCGAGUGCUGGAACUCGUGUCCAUCAGUACCAAUAAGAAUACCUGUCCAGGGGACCGCAGUGCCAUCACCCCAGGGGGACUCAGACUUGGAUCCCCAGCCUUAACGUCUCGACACUUCCGAGAAGAUGAUUUCCGGCAAGUGGUGAACUUUAUUGAUGAGGGUGUUCACAUUGGGCUAGAUGUGAAGAGCAAGACAGGGAAGCUCCAAGAUUUCAAAUCCUUUCUCCUGAAUGAUCCUGAAACAAAACAGCGCCUGGCCAGUCUCAAGCAACGGGUGGAAGAUUUUGCCAGGACCUUUCCCAUGCCUGGCUUUGAGGAGCGCUAAUGGGUCGUGCCACCUCUCUGCUUCAAAGAACUGGAUGAUACUUAACCCUUCCUGCUAAGCAGAUUUGGGGAGAGGAGGCACUUUCUUACUCCUCUUUUUCUCUGGGGGGAAAGGAGAGCUCUUGGUCCCGAACGAAUAAGGACUAUCUCCCAGCGUGCUAAGCUUGUAGCUGAGUUUUCUAAUAUUCUUUGGAAAUUUGGCAUAAAGUAGAUGUGAUGUAUGCUAUUGCUUCUCUCUUUCCCCUAAUUUACAUUAAUUGAAAGCACCUUACUCUAUAGUUCCUCUUUCUUUUCUAUGGAGUUGGAAGGGGGCAGAUGAGCCCUUUGGAUGGGGAAAGGGACUCAGAGUUAGACCUUUUUUUUUUAUCUAAUAAAAAUGCUGCAACUGUCA